Naegleria fowleri is the source of this 1611-nucleotide messenger RNA. RefSeq lists its product as uncharacterized. The record is from RefSeq and is a predicted model, not a curated record. The coding region runs from base 1 to 1611 and encodes 536 amino acids. The transcript has a single exon. NCBI's taxonomy places the organism in Eukaryota, Heterolobosea, Eutetramitea, Acrasida, Naegleriidae.
AUGCAAACAAGUGCACGUUUGAGGCUUUGUGUGGUCGUGCUGUUGAUUGUCCUCUCCACUUUGCUCUUCAUUCGAUUUUUCUUUCAAUCAUCAUGGCCGAGAAAAUUUUCAACUCACGAAACUGCCUACUUUGGACCAUCCAAGAAUCGUUUGGCCUCUCUUUGUGCACAAACACUUUUUUCCGACUCGGAGUUACAUUCCCGCGAUGUCAUGAAUACACACAAUGACCCCACAUAUUCACAACAAUCAAUUUCCAAAAAAAGAAACAAAUUUAAAUCAUGGAUUUUUCCAAACGAACCUCCUCCGAAAAAUUUUGAACAAUUACUUUCAUCAAAUCCACAACAUGAAAAAUAUUUUGCGAAUCGAAUUACCUCAUGCAGUAUUGGACCUAAUUUUGGAGUAAUUUGUGGAUUGACCAAUCAAUUAUUUGAAAUUAUGACUUGCAUGGCUAUUUCUAAAAAGUUGGGUGCUACCAAAAUGAUUCUCUCGAACGUGUGUUCUGAUGGAGCUCCUGGACUCUGUAAAUAUUGUAAUACUUUUUCACCACUUUCAGAAUUUUUCAAUAUUGAAAGAAUUCAAACACUUGCAAUGGAACGUUUUGGAUUGACCUUAAUUGAUUCUACACAAACAAAUUUGGAACAUUUGAAAAUUUCCAAGCCCCUAUUUUCAGUCUACAAUCGAACAUGGGACGAAAAGCCACUCGCUGAGGCAGCAGAUACAAUUUUCAAAAUUGCAAUCAAUGAGAAGCCAAAUUUUUUCACAGAUUUUGACAUUUUAAAUUUUGGAUUUGUUUGGGGACGAUGGCUUCCAACAAGUGACGAGGAAAUUUCACUUUAUUUGCAUCUCUUUGAUUUGUUUGAGCCUAACCAAGCUAUUCGACGAGUAAUGAAUGAUUUUAUGUGGAGAAUCAAUUAUUUUGAUUCCUUUGGAAGACCUUUGAUGGUGAUUCACAAUCAAUUUCCAAAAGAAGAAUCUGACAGCUACCCAGGAUGCCAACGCACACAACACAUUCUCACCUCCUCCCAAUCCGAUUUCUUUCAUUUCCUUAAAAAUGAUUUGAAAUUGCAUGCUGUGACAUCAAUAGCUCCUUCUUUAGAUAAUAAUGCUCUGCAUCAGAUUCAUCGAAUUCACAAAAAAGAAAAUGAUAAUCAUCUUGACAGGAAUACAUUCAAUAAUAAUGAUCAAAUUUAUGGAAUGAACGUUCUAUUAAUUGGAAGUGGACUUGAAAGCAAGAGUGUGGAAUCGCUUCGAUUAAGCGAUUUGGCGGAUGAAAAUAUUUUCACCUAUUCGCAAAGUGAUUUAAUGCCACUCACUCGCAAUCAUCAAUUUCAUAACUCAGUGAUGGCCAUGUGGAUGGCAUUUGAAGCCGAUUAUUUUGUGGCCACGACAUGUGAAAGUCAAUUCCUGUCACAUAUCAUUCACAUUCGACAAUUAUUAAAGAAACCAGUGUGCACGAUGGCAGAUAUUAGAAAAUCCAUACAUUUAAAAAGAUACAAUUUAGAGUAUUUGAGGCAUAAUGAGAAGAGUUUGUAUUAUUUUCCUCAUCAUGUCAAGGGAAGAUUGUUUUUAGUGAAUAAGUGUCAAGUACCAUUUGUGAUCGAUACUGGAUAA